Messenger RNA from Haliotis rubra (blacklip abalone), 5751 nucleotides. Its product is annotated as transmembrane protein 131-like. The annotation marks the transcript as partial. Lineage: Eukaryota; Metazoa; Mollusca; Gastropoda; Lepetellida; Haliotidae. The transcript has 32 exons. The record is from RefSeq and is a predicted model, not a curated record. Gene Ontology annotation, cellular component: membrane.
GUGCUGGAAAUGUUUUCUAGUGAGGGAGAUUUACAUCUAGAACUCCCAUCAGGAGCAAAAGAAGCAUCAAAAGAAUUAUGGGAAUUACAACCAUUUGAGACUAAGCCUGUAAUGCGGGCCAACUUUGUGGGUCGAAUAGAAAACAACCACACAGCAUUCAUCAGGAUAAAAACCAACCAGGAGAGUGAGUCUGAGAUGCUGAUACUGCCUGUGGAGGUGGAGGUGUCGUCAGAGCCAGGGAUAUACUCACCGAUAGAGAUGAUAGAUUUUGGUAUUUUGAGGACGCUUGACAAACCGAAAGUUGUGAAGUUGAACCUCAUCAAUACAGGAGCAAAACCGAUACAUAUCUCUAGUGUGAAUGUGUCGCCUAGCAACGAUGCUGUGAGCAUAGACUUUCGACCCAUAAAGUUGCAGCCAGACCCAGGGAGGCAGGUCACAGUAGCACAUAUCACAUACAAUGCUGUCAAAGCGUUUCAUCCCAAGCAGUGGUCUGGAAAACUUGUCAUCAGAACAAAGAACAAUUUUCACAAACUGAUAAUCCCCUUCCGGGCGAAUGUCCUACAUGGGUCACUGGUAUACAAUGUCAACACCACAUACUACUUUAGUGCAAAAGCCCUGAAGAAUGUCACACGGCCGAUGAUGUUCACGAACACCUUCAACUUCUCCAUUGUCAUCUUCAACGUCACACUACCGGCUGACGUAGCCCAGUUCUUUUCUAUCUACAACUUUACACAGCCUGUGUUGCUGCAGCCUCAGCAGAUGGCCACACCCUUCCUGGUCAAGUUCCAUCCAAACGAGACACAGCUUCACUUCAACACUGUACUCACCAUACAUUCAAAUGCAUCCACCUUCCAGAUUCCUAUCAUCGUCUAUAAUGGGCUGUUCAAGGUUAUACAUCAUCGGCCAAAGAAGUUCAAAGGGCAGCUUGAUUUCGGUACUAUGGGAGUAGGCGAAAGUCGGAGUAUGAUAUUUACUGUGCGCAACGACAACCCUGUGGAUGUUGUGGUGGGUGAGUUUAGUUCCAACAUGAACCGUACCACCGUCGAGAUCCUUGGUAUGGAGAGAGGGAACGGGACGACGCUCACCCGGGUACACAACAAGUCGGAAAUAGACACAGAUCCGCUGGUCAUCAAGCCCUACCACUUUGCUGUGUUCAGUGUUAAUGUUGUUGCGCCAAACGAGGAGGGGGCGUAUGCAGCGGAGGUGUUGAUAGUCACACAGUUCCAGGAUAUUUUUAUACCAGUGACUCUGCGGACAGCUGAGGGGAGCCUUCAUGCCAUUCCAGACAAAUUUGUUUUUGAUAAGGUUUACCCUGGUAAAAUUCCCUACAAAGUGCUACAGAUACACAGUACAUUCAGCGAGUACAUGGAGGUGACCCAGGUGGUGUUCCAGCCUGCAGACAGGAGGUUCUACUUUGUCCCCCAGAACCACAACACCAUUUUACUUCAGCCCCAUGAGCAUAAUGUUGUUGGAAAAAUUUAUUUUGACUCCAAAAGGGGUUGCCAAGAAGAUUGUUACGUUGGUUUACCGACAUAUGUACCUGCUGGACACCAGUGGCUGCUGGGCCUGUCGCUGGACAAGGAGGUUGCAGACACAGACCAGUACCUAUACACACGAUUGCAGCAGAAGUGGGAGGAGCUAGAACUCUCAGAAGAAAAUACAGCAAAUGUUACCAUUGAGUUAGACACAAACCAAGUUCGGGGUUUUUUAUUCUCGGCUCAGGCACAUCUGCACUGGCCAUCGCUGGUGCGAAAAUGCAAGAUCAAGUUUCCCUUGACACAGAUAGGCAACAUAUCAAUAUCAGAUUUUAUAGUAGAGAACACAGGCGACCUGCCCGUUUUAAUGCAGAUUCUGCCUCUUCCAUUAUAUCCAAACCCUCAUACAAUCCUGGAUCUACUCAACUACAAGUUAUCAGCUGACCUUACAGACUUUAUAGAAACUGAGGACUUAGAAACCUUCACUCUCCAGGACUUGGAAGAGUAUAAUGACAAUGCUCAGAAUCCAAUCCCUGGACUACGCAAGUCUGUUGAGAACUUGCUGGGAGUGAAGGCACACAAACACUCCAUAGCCUCUGUACUACAACCGGGGGCCAAGUUGAAGGUCAGGGUGGGUUUCCAACCCAAGGACGACUACUCCAGAACAUCCAUUAUACUAAUAAGAAACAACCUGACCAUCAUUGACAUGGUGGUGGUGCAGGGCCAGGGGUGUCGCGGGGAGAUGCGGUUCAGCAACAGGAAGCCGGGCUCACAUUCACCCCUCAUGUUCGAUAUGAACGAAAAACAUUUGAAAAACUGUGAUAUUUCAGAGAAAAAGCCCAGCAAGAGCAUGGUGCCACAUUUUACCGUGAGGAGGACAUUCACACUGCGGAACACGGGGGAACUACCGUUCUACGUCCAGGGAUUCAGCAUCAAUGACUCACCCUGUGAAGGCUAUGGUUUCAAAAUUUUAGACUGUGAAGGAUUUGAAAUGCCACCAAAUACAAGCAGAAAAAUAGAUAUUGCCUUCACCCCAGAUUUUACCAUGUCAAGAAUCCGGAGGUCCCUGACAGUUCACACAAGUUUAGGUCCGCCAGCCAACUACACGCUACAGGCAACAGUUCCCCCCCACCUCCUGUCCAAGUGCUCUGCAGCACUGCCCCGGCCCAACUGGGAACCCGUGCUGUAUUACUCCAUCGUAUGCGUCAUGAACUUCCUCCUCUUCUGCAUCCUUGUGGCAGCAUACUUUGAAGCAGAUCGGAUCAUCGUGGCAGACAUACUCAAACGUAAGCUCCGAGUCAACACAGCGCAGUCAUUCGACAAAGGGAAAGUUUUUGAUUUACGUAAUGUAGCGGGCUUGUCCAUCUCUCCCAAGCCUCCCCCACCUCACUUAACAGCAGACAUGAGAGGACGGCAGAUGAUCGAGAUCAACGGCCACUUGGAGUACAAGCAGGCACGUAGAGAACCUUUCAUCGGCAGCAUUCUCAGUGUUCUCAGAAAUCUCAUUCCACGAAAAAUAUCACUCUUUUCACGGCGAUCUCAUGUUGAGAGACAGAGUUCCCGCGAGCUGAAGCAAACACUGACUAUGGGGAACGCUGUUGAUGACAUCACAGAGAUAAAGGAAGAGGUGAGCCAGCUGAAGCUGGGUAAGAUGAAGAACAAGAAGAAGAACAGGACUCGCCUGGAGCGGGACCUUUUGAAGGACAAAGUCCUGCUGCCCCAACAUGAGAACUCCCUGACAGACGACCGGGAUGAGAUCUCCUCCACCACCACUGACUCGUCCGCUGGAGAUGUCGAGGAGAAGAAUUCCAGUGCUCGAGACUCUACUCCCGAGCCCCUAGUACCACUAGUAAAGAGAUCCAAGACCAAACUCCGACCCAUGGAUCGGGCAGUUCCUGCCAUCCUUGACGAUGACUACAAUGAUGAGGAAGAGUUUGAGUUGACCUCCAAAUCAAGAGGCCAUCGCAAGAUUCGUGUCAACCCCAAAGAGACGUUUGGGGGAAACAUCCUGAGACCAAGCACCCUGGAGCUACCCUACAGUCUGGAGACACGCAAGACCAAGAACUCGACUGCAUCAGCUGACUCAGCCAGUAAGAACAAGAGUCCAUCAAAGACCACACGAAGCAACUCCAAGGGUGACCUGACUGAGCUGUCCAUACAGACAGAGAACUUUGCCCAGAAGCACAUCAAGGGCCUGGGCAGUAACGGUAGUGCCAGUAAUGGUGGCACCAACAGCCAACUGAACGGCUUCUCCCCCGAGGCCCUCACCAGCUCCAGCCGCUCCAGCAGCUACAGCAGCAUCGUCAGCAACAGCAGCAGUGACUCCAACACCAACAAGGCCAAGGGCAAACAAUCCACAGCUGGAGACAAGCGAGCUACCGGGUUCUCUCCUUUUGGUGAGAAUGGUCUCCCAGCUGAGAUUGGAUCAAGAAUGGAGCUUCCAAAUCUCCAACAAACAAGACCCGGAACCCCAUGGAGCGGAGGGCCACCAUCCCCGGACUCCAUUGGCAGCUUUGGACUGACAACCAUUGAGGAGAACUCUUCUGCACCCUUCACAUCCCAGACGGCCAGCAUUGAUUCAUUUGAUCAGCAGGAGUACGGCUUCACAGGCAAUGGCUACACUAACCCGAUGGAGCAGAUCCCCAAGCAGCCGUCAAUGAUGCAGCAGCUCAUGGCCGAACGCCGUCGCCGCUACAGGGAACACCAGCUCAAGAUGCUAAACAAGGGUGAAGAUUGGCCUGGCUUUGAUGUUCCCCCUGUCAGAAGUGACAGCCUGUGGGACUCUGAGUACAACCCACUGGAGAACGCCUGGUCUGUGGCCACAGACUCACCACCAAGUGCCAAUGCGGGUGGUUUCUGGAAUGCAUUGACAAGUUCAGCCACCAGCGGCUGGAACAACCUGACCUCCAUCUGGUCGAACAACCCGAGCACAUCCUCUCCAUCUGCCAUGGAGAAUGAGGUGGUGUACCCAGAACCAACAUACUCCGGAAACUCCAGCCCACAGAUCACCAACGCCGGAACGUUCAGUCCGUUCAGCCCCACUGUGGACAUGGCCAUCUGGAGCCCCAAGGCCACCACAGCCAACACAGCCAGCACAGGAUGGGGCCAGUUCCUUCCCCCAGAGGGAGACAACCCCAAGAACACUGACAACUAAACCGUUAUACCACUUAGAGUGACCUCCCCUUACAGCUCACACAGCUUCACUGUGUUACACUGCUCCUUUUGUUCUCUGCACUGUUGCUGAAACCACUCACUUUAUCUCUGUGUGGAGCUUACUGAGUCGUUGUCCAAACUUACAUGUAGAUCCAUUACCAGGUUACAGGUGUUCCAUAUUUCUGUUAAGGUUUACUGUAUGGAAGUGAUUUCAAAUUUGUGAACUUUAGUUAAAAUGUCACAGAUGGAAAUGAGAUAAAUUUUCUGUACUUGUCAUGAAGUUAGUUUAAGCCCUAUAGACCAUAGUCAUAUCUCUCACACAAUGUUCUAGAGCUAAAUUAGUGAAGAGUAGGAUGUUAUAGUAGUCUCACCACAGCGAUACAGAGCGUGAUGUGAAGUUCACCCCCUAGAGUUAGCUCCCUUUGUUGUAGCUGUCAGGAGAACUAGCAUCCUACUUCCCCACCUAGCAUCUUUUGAUUGUUGGUUUGUUUGUAGAAAGUGUUUUGUUGUCUUCUUAUCACGUGUUAUUCUUCCACCUGCAGACAGGUUCGUGUUGUGUGUUAUAUGCCUCCUGUAAAACCCACCUAGAACUUCAGUUGAACUACUCACAUGAUCACCUAUGUUUCAGUGUUUAGGACAAUUUAAUUUUCUUCAUGUGCUCUACUUGUACAUAGUUUAUUUCAUAGUUUUAUAUGCCAGUUUACUCUGUACAGUCGUUUCUUCAUUGACUUAACUGUGCGAAGUUCUAUUAUUUUGGUUUGAGAGUCGAGUUAGGCAUGAAAAGAAGGUAUGAUGCAAGUCUCAAAAAUUAUUUCAUGUAUGAUUUUAUACGCAGAACCACCCAACCAGUAGCAGCAGUAAAGUCAUUACUACAGGUCCCUCAUAGUCUUGUCAAUGUUAGAUUUUCUCCAGAUAUUGCGUGUGUUAGAUUUUCUCCAGAUAUUGCCUGUGUUAGAUUUUCUCCAGAUAUUGUGUGUAUAUUGAUAACUAGUGAUACUGGUACUAUUUGUAUAUGUGUAUAAUUGUAUGGGAGGUCACUCUAUGUUGGCAUCAGUGGAGGAUAUGUUCAUAGGAUGUUGAGUUGUCCUGAUGAUCAAAUACAUUUAAUAUGUUAUGGAUUUCA